AUGGCCUUAAAUAAAUCCACGGUUCCAAACAGGUUCCAUAUUCCUAUUGUCAAUGAGUUACUGGAAGAGCUGCAUGGAAUGUCGAUUUUUUCUAAACUAGAUUUGAAGUCUGGUUACUAUCAAAUCCGUAUGAAACAAGAAGACAUUCAGAAAACUGCUUUCAAGACCCAUGAGGUUCACUACGGAUUCAAGGUUAUGCCAUUUGGGCUCUCUAAUGCCCUAGUCACAUUUCAAUACUUAAUGAAUGAUAUAUUCAGAUCUUAUCUACAGAAAUUCGUAUUGAUAUUUUUGGAUGAUAUCAUGGUAUAUAGCAAGACUCGUAAAGAACAUGAUGAACAUUUGGAUAAUGUCUUCCUUAUUCUUGCAGCUAAUAGCCUUUAUGUCAAUGAAAAAAAAUAUCAAUUCAAACAAUCUCAAUUAGAAUACCUCGGCGAAUGGAUUUCUGUAGAGGGAGUAUCUACAGAUCAAGGAAAAAUUUCAACAAUAUGGGACUGA
Molecule: messenger RNA, 495 nt
Organism: Spirodela intermedia
Lineage: Eukaryota; Viridiplantae; Streptophyta; Magnoliopsida; Alismatales; Araceae
Source: the annotation of a GenBank genome assembly